AUGGAACAGUCAGCCUUCAGCAGCGGCUCUGAAACUGAAGACGACACGUUCAGUAACCUCGAACAGGCUGAGGAACUUCAAGUUAGUGACAGCGAAGAAGUCACUAAAAAUCUUGCAGCCGAAGUCACUCUGCGCUUACAGAACCUCGCGGUAAAGAAAGGACAGCCGUCAAAUUACUUGGGCAACUCGGGCAGAACGCGGCGUGGGUAG
Molecule: messenger RNA, 210 nt
Organism: Peronospora matthiolae
Lineage: Eukaryota; Oomycota; Peronosporomycetes; Peronosporales; Peronosporaceae
Source: the annotation of a GenBank genome assembly